Messenger RNA from Ipomoea nil (Japanese morning glory), 486 nucleotides. RefSeq lists its product as uncharacterized. Lineage: Eukaryota; Viridiplantae; Streptophyta; Magnoliopsida; Solanales; Convolvulaceae. The record is from RefSeq and is a predicted model, not a curated record. The transcript has a single exon. Bases 1 to 486 code for a protein of 161 amino acids.
AUGGGGGACUACAAUGAUAUCCUUGAGCAGUCUGAGAAAGUGGGUGUCAACCAACAUCCGAACUGGUUAAUAGCUGGGUUUAAAGAGGCGGUGGCCGACUCUGGAUUGCAGGAUAUACCUUUCUCUGGGCAUCAGUUUAGUUGGGAAAAGUCGCGGGGCACUGCACAUAUGGUAGAAGAGAAGUUGGACCGUAUUCUGGCUACUGGGAAUUGGCUGAACAUGUUUGAUGGUGCUCGGGCGCAGUCCUUUAUCGUACCAUAUAGUGAUCACCUUCCUCUAGUAAUAACGCCAUCUAUCCAGCCGAGAGUUCAGAAGAAAGCAAUGUUCUGUUUUGAUAUUGUUGGGCAGGACAUCCUAUCCCGUGUGGAGGCGUGUGCAGCUGACAUCUCUAAAUGGGGGCGUGGUUACAAUAGAGAGUUUCAGCCUAAGACUGAAUACGGCUUGCUGAGGCUGGAAAGGUUGAGAUCGCGGCGUGAUAUGCCGUAG